CCUUGCUUGCUUCGCAUACCCUAAUCUCUCUCUUUCCCCAUCUCCCAAUCUUCAGUCUAUCCCUCAAUCUGUUACUUGUGAGAUUGUCCCACUUGGGUUUGAUUCUUUGAUCCACAAGGAAGAUUGGAAACAGAAUUUGAAUUCCAGUGGCUAAGAUUGGUGCUCCGAAUGUUUAGUCUACAAACUUCCUUAUUGGUCAUGACACACUUGCUAUUGCUGUUGGUUGCAAUGUAAGGCCUAUGAUUAAAGAAGAUGAAGGAUAGUGAUUCGUCAAGUCGUAAAAUGAUUAACCGGAAUUGGGUCUUGAAGCGUAAACGAAGAAAAGUUCCAUGUGGAACAACCUUAUCCAAUAGUAAAGAAGAAAAUGUGGUAGCCUCAGAAUCUUCAAGGAGUACUUCUUCUGCUAAACGCCGGCUGAAAGGCGAAAUAAGAUCUGAUCAAUCAGCAUCCAAGAAGAAAGGAAAUGAUGGGUAUUACUAUGAAUGCGUGGUUUGUGAUCUUGGUGGCAACUUGUUGUGCUGUGAUAGCUGUCCACGAACCUAUCAUCUGGAAUGCCUCAGACCACCGCUGAAGCGUAUCCCAACUGGGAAGUGGCAAUGCCCAAAAUGCUGCCAGAAAAUUGCAAUUAGUUCCAUUAGCCAUUUGGAACCCAUUUCAAAGCGAGCCAGGUCAAAAGUAAUUAAUUCAAAAUCACAGACCAGAAUGAGGUCUCCUGCCAGUGAGAGAGUAUCCCGGAUUUUUGGGAGCUCCAUUCUUUCAAAAAGACGAUCUUCUAGCCAUGGAAAAUCUGACUCAGGUUUGGGAGUUGAACCCUCAGAAAAAGAAGAUUCAUCAUUAGUAGAUGUGCCUUCUACCAGCAAGCCAAGUAUUGCUUCCCCUGAUUUUGCUGGAGAUGGUAAUACAUUGUCCCCAAAUGUUGAUGUUGAAGAAAAAUGCAGCAUGCCUCCUACUGAUUUAUCUGCAGAAAGAGAGUUGACUCCUAUUGUUGAAGUUCCUUCUCAUUCCAUAAGAGCAGCUAAAGAUCAAAUUGACGAUUCCUGUGAGGGGAAAAAUGAAUUGUCUUGUAAUGAUGAGUGUCCAAAAAACAAAAUUGUUCUUGCUAUUAGUACAGCAAUGGUGGAUAAGAAAAAAAGAAAGAAGGAUAUUAGUCAGAAGAUCAGUCAAAAGAAGCAUAGGACAGAAAAAGGGAAAAAACCAGCCAGUGCUUCCAAUAAUGGGUUCAAAACAAAUAACAGUAAACCUGGAAUGAAUAAGACGAAAAAGGAACGGAAAACUGCUAAUAAUAGUGUUUCUGCACCUUUGUUAAAAGAGGAAGCUGAAAGCAAGAGUUCAGACACCCAGUGUAAAGAUAAGAAGCUUUCUGAAGAGUUGAAUCACCCAUCAGAUAACUUGGACAAAGGUACUGUUGAGUUGUCAGUGGUUCAUGAAGAUAAUGUUACUGCUGAAAUUCAGCAGGUCGACCGGGUUCUAGGAUGUCGAGUUCAAGGUGGUAGUGCAAGCUCUUUGCAUCCUGUUCUGGUGGCAGUUCCAGUACAUUCUGAUGAUUUGCUAAUACCAGAAAAUCAAAAUAGGGUUUCAGAGGGAAAUUCUGCUUGUGAAAAUGAUGCUGAAAUAGGAGUUGCUGAAAGUCAUGGAGAGGGUUGUCCUGAUAUGAUGACAAGUUCUGAUAAGGAAGAAAGCUUGAAGAGUGACAACAAAGCAGAUAAAUUACGUGUAUACAGAAGGUAUAUGACCAAAGAAGGCAAGGAAGUUAAUUCCAUGGCCUUAAUGAGUAAAGACACCGAAUGUACAGAUUUUGCUUCCUUAAAUGGAAAAAAUCAUGAUGAAUCUGCAACAGCUAAUGGGGAAUUGGGUAAAGAAACUCAAAAGAUGGCUGAGGAGAAGGAUGCAGAUGUUAGUUUGAGAAGUCAUUCUACAGAUGAAGCUGCAAAAGAACGUGAAACAAUUGUUUCUCAUGAAUCUGCAAAAACAAGAGAGGUACAUGAAGAAAUAAAAAUGAGUAGCAGUAGUGAAGAUAAAGUUCAGGUGGCAGCUGUUGCUGAAUCUGCAUCUUCUGAUAAAGAAGAAGUAUCAUAUGAAUUUCUAGUAAAAUGGAUGGGAAAGUCACAUAUCCAUAACAGUUGGGUUUCUGAAUCUGAACUGAAAGUCCGGGCAAAGAGAAAACUAGAGAAUUACAAGGCAAAAUAUGGAACAGCUGUGAUAAAUAUCUGUGAGGAAAAGUGGAAGCAGCCUCAACGCAUCAUUUCUCUUUGUGUUUCAAAAGAUGGCAAACAUGAAGCUUUUGUGAAGUGGACCGGUCUUCCUUAUGAUGAAUGCACUUGGGAAAGGUUAGAUGAACCUGUUCUUCAAAAGUCUUCUCAUCUUAUUGAUAUGUUUGAUCAUUUUGAACGUCAAACUGUGGAAAAAGAUGCUUCUAGGGAUGAAUGUAGGGGGAUGGCUGGUUAUCAACAAAGUGAUAUUGUUACUUUGACAGAGCAGCCAAAGGAGCUAAAGGGAGGCUCAUUGUUUCCCCAUCAGCUUGAGGCACUAAAUUGGCUGCGUAAAUGCUGGCAUAAAUCCAAAAAUGUGAUACUUGCAGAUGAAAUGGGGCUUGGAAAAACGGUAUCUGCUGUUGCCUUCAUUUCAUCUCUGUAUUUUGAAUUCAAAGCUACUUUGCCUUGUCUGGUGUUGGUUCCACUUUCCACUAUGCCCAACUGGCUUGCUGAAUUCUCAUUAUGGGCCCCAGAUAUAAAUGUUGUGGAGUAUCAUGGGUGUGCAAAAGCAAGAGCCAUUAUACGAAAGUAUGAAUGGCAUGCUAGUAAUCCAAAUGAGCUGAAUAAGAGAACAGUUUGCUGUAAGUUUAAUGUUCUUUUAACUACUUAUGAGAUGGUUCUUGCUGAUUCCUCUCAUUUGCGUGGAGUUCCUUGGGAAGUUCUCGUGGUUGAUGAGGGUCACCGUUUGAAGAAUUCAGGAAGUAAGCUGUUCAGCUUGCUAAAUACAUUGUCUUUUCAACAUCGUGUUCUGUUGACUGGUACCCCACUUCAGAAUAACAUUGGGGAAAUGUACAAUUUGCUCAAUUUCUUGCAGCCAUCUUCAUUCCCUUCUCUGUCUUCAUUUGAGGAAACAUUUAAUACCCUUACAACUGCAGAAAAGGUGGAGGAACUGAAAAAACUUGUUGCUCCGCAUAUGCUUCGAAGGCUUAAAAGGGAUGCCAUGCAGAAUAUUCCACCCAAGACAGAGCGAAUGGUUCCUGUUGAAUUGUCAUCCAUCCAAGCUGAAUACUAUCGUGCAAUGCUAACUAAAAAUUACCAGAUAUUGCGGAAUAUUGGGAAAGGGGUUGCUCAGCAAUCAAUGCUAAACAUUGUGAUGCAGUUAAGAAAGGUUUGCAAUCAUCCAUACCUUAUGCCUGGUACUGAGCCUGAAUCUGGAUCUGUGGAAUUUCUUCAUGAAAUGAGGAUAAAGGCUUCGGCCAAGUUAACUCUGUUGCAUUCCAUGCUUAAGGUCUUGCAUAAGGAUGGUCAUAGAGUUCUAAUUUUUUCACAAAUGACCAAGCUUCUUGAUAUUCUUGAGGAUUAUUUGACAAUAGAAUUUGGUCCUAAAACAUAUGACAGAGUGGAUGGCUCUGUUUCAGUGGCUGAUAGGCAGGCAGCAAUAACACGGUUUAACCAGGACAAAAGUCGAUUUGUCUUCUUGUUAUCAACACGCUCAUGUGGCCUUGGGAUCAACUUGGCAACUGCUGACACUGUUAUCAUCUAUGAUUCUGAUUUCAACCCACAUGCUGACAUCCAAGCUAUGAAUCGGGCACAUCGAAUUGGGCAAUCAAAUAGACUUUUGGUGUAUAGGCUUGUAGUUCGUGCCAGUGUUGAAGAACGCAUCUUACAGCUUGCAAAAAAGAAACUGAUGCUUGAUCAGCUUUUUGUCAACAAGUCUGGGUCUCAAAAGGAAGUGGAAGAUAUACUACGAUGGGGAACAGAAGAACUCUUCAAUGAUUCAUCUAGUAUGAAUGGAAAAGACAAUGGUGAAAAUAAUAGCAGCAAGGAGGAAAUGCUGAUGGAUAUAGAACAUAGGCACCGGAAGAGGGGUGGUGGCCUAGGAGAUGUGUACAAGGACAAAUGUACAGAUGGCAGCACCAAGAUUGUGUGGGAUGAAAAUGCAAUUUUGAAAUUGCUUGAUCGUUCAAACCUUCAGUCUGGAUCAUCUGAUGUUUCUGAAGGGGAUUUGGAGAAUGACAUGCUUGGCUCAGUAAAGGCCUUGGAAUGGAAUGAUGAAACAACAGAAGAACAAGGGGGAGGUGAAUCACCUCCUGUUGUCAAUGAUGAUUUUUCUGCACCAAAUACAGAAAAGAAGGAGGAUAACUCAGUAAACAGCAGCGAAGAAAAUGAAUGGGACAGACUGUUGCGUGUAAGGUGGGAAAAAUUCCAGAGUGAGGAAGAAGCAGCUCUUGGCCGAGGGAAGCGCCAGAGAAAAGCUGUUUCUUAUAGGGAAGCAUAUGCUACACAUCUCAAUGAAACAAUGAGUGAGCUAGUUCAUUUAAGUGUUGUUGAAGAGGAACGGGAUCCUGAACCCGAACCAGUUAAGGAGUAUACUCCAGCAGGACGAGCUUUAAAAGCAAAGUAUGCUAAACUCCGUGCCAGACAAAAAGAGAGGCUGGCUAAGAGAAAUGCAGUUGUAGAAUCUCAUCCAAGUGAGGCACUUCCAGUACCUGAGGGUCUUCAGUGUCCUCCAGUCAUUGACAAGGAUGCUGAACAAAUCAUCCAGCCAAAUCAACUAGACAAAGAUAAGUCUUCAGUAAUUGAUUUGGAGGAUAAUAAAGUUGCUCAACAAUCAGAUGCCCUGAAGAGCAAGACUGACCCAGUCUUAAGGCUUGGGAGGAUGUCAAAGCAUAGAGUGAGCACUAGCAGUCAAUUGGAUCUCUCUGCUAAUCCUGUUGGGCACACUUCCCCUGAUAGCAUCCUUCCAAGUUACCAUCAUCGAGGCACUAGCUAUCCAAACUCACCUCCAACCAACAAUAUGUUGCCAGUUCUAGGACUUUGUGCUCCCAAUGCCAGUCAAUUAGACUCAUCCCGUAGAAACUUUUUGAGACCAAACGUCAGGCAAAGCAGGGCAGGAACUGGACCAGAGUUUCCCUUCAGUCUAGCUUCUUCUUCUGGAGCUUCAAUUGAGAGAGAAACAAAAAGUCAAGAAACUACUCUGGACAAGUUUAAAUUACCAGAUAUCUCUCAAGAAAUUUUGCAGCAGCAUCUUAAAAGUAGCAAUCUAGAUUGUUGGCUGCCAUUUAAUCAGUAUCAUUCAGCUCUUCCACAAGGAAAAGGUUCAAGUUCCGGUGCUACUUUUGCUGAAUUUCAGGAAAAGAUGUCAUUGCCUAACUUACCUUUUGAUGAGAGACUGCUACCUAGGUUCCCACUUCCUCCACAAAGUGUUGCAACUUCACAUCAUGAACUCUUACCUAGCUUAUCACUGGGGACUAGGCUUGAUGCUGUAAAUGAUUCCAUGCAAGACCUUCCCACAAUGCCGUUAUUGCCCAACUUGAAAUUCCCUCUGCAAGAUCCACUUAGGCAUAAUCAACAAGAGAGGGAACUGCUUCCUACAUUGGCUUUAGGGCCGAUGCCAUCAAGCCUCUCUUCUUUUCCGGAAAAUCAUAGGAGAGUGCUUGAAAAUAUCAUGUUGAGGACUGGUAUCGGGUCUGGCAGUUCAUAUAGAAAGAAGUCAAAGAUGGAUAUUUGGUCUGAAGAUGAACUUGAUUCUCUAUGGAUUGGUGUUCGUAGACAUGGACGGGGCAAUUGGGAUGCGAUGCUGAGGAACCCUGUCUUAAAAUUCUCAAAGUAUAGGAGUUCAGAAGAGUUAGCAGCUAAGUGGGAGGAAGAAGAAGUUAAGAUUUUGGGUGGAUCAGAUCUUCCAGUAUCAAAAUCCACCAAGCCAACAAAAUAUACAAAAUCAUCAUUGUUUCCAAGUAUUCCUGAUGGAAUGAUGACCCGUGCAUUGCAAGGAAGUAGACUAGUUGCACCACCAAAAUUUCAAUCCCACCUGACAGAUAUGAAGUUGGGCUUUGGUGACCUAGCUCCCUGCCUGCCACAUUUUGAGCCACCAGAGCAGCUUGGUUUGAGGAAUGAGCAUUUUCUGCAUAUUCCACCCUGGCACUCCAACAAACUUCAUGCAAAAUUUGCUGGAGAUUCUACAGCUGGACCUUCUGAUAGGCCAGGGACAUCUUCAAAUGUACCUAGUGAUAAAACUUUUCUGCUUGACUCUUGUGGAGCCAGUGACUUGGGUUCAGUAGGUUUAAAUUGCUCGAGUAGCCUUGAUUUACACAGGAAGGAGGAUGAAAGUGGUUUGAAGGAUGGGAAGUUGCCUAGUCUUCUUGAUAGAUCACUGCAUCUCUUGCGUGACUUCCCAAAGAUCAUUGGCAGUGGAGAAGCUGUCAGUUCAGGAUUGCUCCCUGACCAAAGUAAAGGGCUGAAUAUUUCUGAUAUGGUGGGAAAAGGAGCUGGUAGCAGUUCUUCAGAGAACAAGCUACCCCAUUGGCUUCGUGAAGCUGUGAGCAAUCCUGCUAAAACUCCAGAUCCUGAUCUUCCACCCACCGUGUCAGCAAUAGCUCAGUCACUACGUGUUCUUUAUGGGGAAGAUAAGCCAACUAUUCCCCCAUUUGUGGUGCCAGGUCCCCCUCCUACCCAACCAAAGGAUCCAAGACGUAGUCUAAAGAAGAAGAAAAAGCAGCGAAAGUCACAUCAAUUCGGGCAGUUUAAAGAGAUAGCUGGAAGCAGCAGCAUUCAUGGCAACAAUCCUCCAUCAAGCUCAGAUCCAUUGGCUGGACAACUUCACCUGCUGCCACAACCAAUGAGUGGAAGUUCAGGUAUUCCUUGGAGCAAUUCCAACCUCAACUUACCACCACUCAGUUUAAAUAUGAUGAACCCUUCGCCUUUGCCAGCAUGCCUAAUUCCACCAAAGAAAACCUCAGGGUUGUCCCCAUCUCCUGAAGUGCUUCAACUGGUAGCAUCCUGUGCUGGUUCAGGUGUUCAUUUGUCAUCAGCUUCUGGUAUGACAAGCUCAAGCUUACUUGACGGCAAGCUUCCAUUGCCCAAAGCUAUUGACCAUGUUGAAUUCCCAGAUUUACAAGGUGCAUCAGACAAAUCACAGCCCAAGCAAAGCCCACCUCUUGAUGUACGGGAUGAGCUUCAGGAGGUGAGACAAGAUGAGCCUGAUAGUGGGGAUUCCAGCAAGACUCUGUCCAAUCAUUCUCUGCCUGAACAACCUGGUAUGGAGGAAAUAUCAUCAGAAGGCACUGUCUCAGAUAAUCCCACAAGUGACUGGGAACCAUAGCUGUUAUGAAGGAGUAUACAGACGAGUUGAAAGUGCAAAACAGGUAAACUCUUUCGUGCUCCUGGAAUUCCGGGCCUCUUAUAGAUUCCCUCGGGUUUUGUAGGCAUGAUGAAGUGAGUAUUUAAGUAGCAUACACAGGAUCUUUUAGGACAUGUCUCUACUAGUGUAAAAUUUUCUGUAAGUGAAAAUCCACAGAUAUAGUGUUGCAUGCUUGCUGAUGCUUCUGUUGCCUCCAAUGUUUGGAGAACUAAUGUCGUCUGCUUAGCAAGCCUUUAAAGUACUAUUUCUCAUAAUGUCGUAAUCUCCACAGCCAUAGGCCAUAUAUCUAACCAAUAUUUUGCAGAUGAUGGAAUUCAGUGUAAAGGUUCAAUGUCUCAAAUUUGUUUUGAGUUUUGCCAUUGUAUUGUAAUACUGGUAAAGUUACCUCUCCCAUUGUAUUACAUUCAUUCAUACAUACAUACAUACAUACAUACAUAAUACAUGAAUACAAACACU
This is a messenger RNA of Rubroshorea leprosula, 7788 nucleotides long. NCBI's taxonomy places the organism in Eukaryota, Viridiplantae, Streptophyta, Magnoliopsida, Malvales, Dipterocarpaceae. The record is from the annotation of a GenBank genome assembly.